Molecule: messenger RNA, 6202 nt
Organism: Darwinula stevensoni
Lineage: Eukaryota; Metazoa; Arthropoda; Ostracoda; Podocopida; Darwinulidae
Source: the annotation of a GenBank genome assembly
AUGUGCAUGGCCCCGAAAGACCCUGUGGAAGUGCUCCUCAGGAAACAACCCCCUACCCCCACUAACUCCUUCUUCAUGAGAAUGAAAUUUCUCAUCGAGGAUAAGAGCGUCCAGAAUUAUGCCAAGAAAGACGAAUAUUCUGAACGACGGGUAUCCGUGGUUCGAGGCAGGGUUCUCAAUAGUCAAGGGUUGGGCAUCAUCGGAGUCAGGGUCUCUGUUGAUGGAGAUACUCGAUUUGGAUUCACUCUCAGUCGACAGGGAGGAUGGUACGACAUGCUCCUGAACGGGGGAGGAAGCAUCAGGUUCCAAUUCCAAAGGUCCUUCUUCCGCCCGGCUUCCCUGACGGUGUCGGUGCCUUGGAAUCAGAUCAUCGUCGUCCCUCCACUCACGAUGCAUUUGGACUCGGAGGAGCCACCGGGGAAGAAAGGGACAUCCAAUCAAAGUCAAAUCUCGUGCGGGGAGCACGACCUGAAUCCAGUGAUUCGGAGCGGGUGGGGGGCCAGCCGGCUAGUCGGAGGGGAAGCGGAGCGGUCCGUGGUCUGGCAGGAGUCCCGGGUCUUGCAGGAAUCCAUCCGCAUCCCUGGCACUCACCUCCAUCUACUCUAUCAGAGUCACCUGGCCGAUGGAUACCUGUCCACGCUCUGGAUGCAGCUGACUUUUGACCCCGUCCCAGAAAAGCUCACUGCUGUUCAUCUGAAGCUCACCCUCAGGGGGAAAGUGACCGAGAGGACGUUCGAGCCCGAGCCGAACAUCACGUACACUUACGUAUGGGACAAGAGAAACAUUUAUCAGCAAAAAGUAUACGGAUGGGCAACGGCGAAAGUGGCCGUUGGCUACCAAUAUUCCGAUUGCGACGGGAUCGUCUGGGUCGUGCAGGCAGCGGAACUCCAAGGAUUUCAGAUGGAGAUUUCCGAUGUGGGAGGAUGGAAUCUUCACAUUCAUCACGGUUACAACUUCCAGGACGGUUACCUGCAAAAGGGAGACGGUCGAACGAUGCUUAUGAGGGAUCUGCGGAAGAUUAUGAAGCCAGUGCUGGGGACAGGCGUUCAGCGGCCCCUGGAUUGUCGGGUCCAGAGUGGAAUUUGUUUGCAGGGACUGUUGUCUCCUUCCUCUCUCGCUGCUGGUCCUGAUGGAUCCCUCUAUGUCGGAGACUUCAAUCUCAUCAAACGGAUUCCCCCUGAAGAGGAAGAACACGCCUCUCCUACAAUCCUCCUCGCUCUCUCUGAGAGUAGGAAGACGUACGAGUAUUACAUGGCUGUGUCUCCCGUGGAUGGACACCUGUACCUCUCGGAUCCGGAGAGAUUUCGGAUCUAUCGGAUUUCGAUAGACUUAGGUCGAGGUCGUGAUCGGGGUCAAGGGGAGGAGACUCCCGUGGUUGGAUCCGGGCAACGAUGCCUCCCGGGCGACAAAUCUGGCUGUGGCGACGGAUCCUCUUCCCUCAACGCCAAGCUCACUUAUCCUAAAGGUAUAACGUUCGCGGCGGAUGGGACGAUGUACUUCGUGGAUGGGAGUUCGAUCAGGAUGGUAGAUUCCUCGGGGAAAAUCUCCACUUGGUUCUCUCAGACCAAUCAACAGAUGGAAUGCCAAGGAUCUGGAAAAAUGGGGAUGCAAUGGCCGACGAAGCUGGAGAUGAAUCCGGUGGACGAGAGUCUGUACUUCGUGGAUGAUCAGGCCGUGUUUCAGCUGAGCCCUCAACGUCGCCUCCGACUCCUCGUGGGUCAACCUCUUCACUGCCAGAGCGUUCAAGGACAUCCUUCGAAGGAGGGGACAGGAAUGAAAAACCUCGGGGUGGUGAAGACCCUGGCCAUCGAUCCCCACGGUCGGAUCCACGUCGGAGGCGUCUCUUCCGAUGGGAUCCCUUACGUGAAGCAGUUGAAACCCGGCUCGGGGGAGAUCACGAUCACGGAUUCAGCGAAGGGGAACGAAGGCACUCCGACGUUGACUGGGGUGUCAGAUCUCGUCGUUUCUCCCGAUGGAAGGCUUUGGGUUGCUGAUUCCGCUGCCUUCCACGUAUUCCUCUUAGAGACCCACAUGCCUAAGGCGGAUAAUUCCGGAAAUUUCUGGAUCCCCUAUCUCCCGUCGAGGGAGAUCUACAUCUUCGAUAAGAACGGACAUCAUAUCGCGACCAAGGACCUCGUGACGGGGAAAGAGCUCUAUUCCUUCCAAUACAAUGUGAAAUCAAGCUUCGGGAAGUUGAUCCAGGUCACGGACGCGUCGGGAAACAAGGUCUCUUUCUUCCGGGAUUACCGACUCGAGGUGAACACAAUCGAGCUCACCGACGGACGCAAAUACAACGUUGGAGUCUCCCGGUUGGGACUCAUGGAGAAACUCCUCCUGUCACCGAAUCGGGAACUGGAGUUCCGCUACGGAGAAGGAGAAUCGGGGCUCCUGGUAAGCCGGAUGGAAUCUCCAGGGGGAACCCCCCUCUUCAUCUAUGACUACGACGAGACCGGGCGGGUGGCGGCCGUGACGUCAUCCACCGGGCGAAGGACCACCUUCGCGUCCCAUUCCAGGCUGGACCUCGAGGAUCCACCCAGGGUCACUGCCUCCAUCAGUGGUCUCCACCAUACUACUACCUUUCUCCUCAACGGGGAUUCCGCCCUAGAAUAUACUGCUGGGCCAAGGAGUGGGGUGAUAACGAUGUUGGGAGAAGGUGGGAACGCUUUGGUGUCUCCCGACAUGGAGCUGUUGUACGGUGACGAGAAGGGAAAUCCCGUACUUCGGGCUCUCUUUCCCUUGGAUUCCCAAGUCUUCUCGAGUCCGACGAGUGAGUUGACUCGAUUCGGUGGGAUCUCCAAUCCCAUGACUAUGGAAUGGCACGUUCAGCUCACCCCCGAUCAAGCCAUACUCUCAGUCGAUAGGGAACUCAAGGUGAACGGAACCAAGGUCCUCACGUUGUCAUACGACCUGAAGAAUUCGGUGGAAGUGAUAUGGGACGCUUCGGGUGUCCCGAUCGGGGGAGCUCAACUGAAUGCCUCUGGUCGGGCCAUGGAGUGGAUUCCCAGGGGGAUCCCCGUCAGUGACAGAGGUAGGGGGACUUCUCGGGUUCCCUUGCUCUUCUACCACGACUCCUUGGGGAGAUUCACCGGGUGGCAAUGGGGAACUCGGGGUCGAAGAUUCAAUCGGGAUCAGGGAGGCCGCGUGAGGGAGGUAGUCGGUCCAGAUGGCAACGCCAAGCACUUUGACUACGAACCUACCGGCAAAGAGCCAGUGACGUUGACGCUAGCAAGCGGCCGUGCUUACACGUACAAGUACGAUUCAAGCGGAGGACUUGAAUCCAUUACAACCCCUCAGGGUCUGAAACACGAAUUCCUCUUGGAGUCCCUGUUCGAAUUUCACAAAUACAGAUACACUCCCCCGGGAUACAAAGCCCCGUACCUCAUCUACCUCGACGACUCCGGGAAACUCCUUCAGGUUUCCCUUCCUGGUGAUUCGGGUGGGAAGGUCCUUUAUGUCUAUGGAGAGGGAUCUGAAUUAUCGGAAGUGGUUCAUGGGGGUGGGAAGACCUCUUUCCUUUAUCAUGGGGCCGUGGUGAGAAAGAUCCAGGCGGAAGAGCGAUUUUUUCAAUGCCAGUACAUGCGACGCUUGGAAGGACCCUUGAUACGGGAGGAGAAAUUGGAUUACGAUGCCCGAAGUGGACUGGCCGAUGCAAAAUUCUUCUACGAUUACGACGAGAACUUCCGCAUCACUUCCAUCAGUGGUCGGAUCGGAGGGAAUCGAAUCCCGGCCUUCCAUUACCAAUACUCGAGCGUGACGGGCGGAGAAUCGCGGAUCGGGGAUUUCACCGUGAUCCGAGGAGAAUGGAACGAGACGACGAUCACGGACGGCGAAACGACUUUCAUCAGGACAUACGACACGUAUUCCCGAGAGAUCGGCUUCCGAAUCUCUGUCCACGGACAGACGGUCUAUCGCAGAGACACCAGUUACGACGUGAUGGAGAGGAUCUCGGAGAUCCGGGAAGAGACGACGGGCAUGACGAGGACGAGUAUGACGAGGACGUUUGCGUACGACGCGGACGGCCAGGUGAUCAAGGCGGAUGCCCAGGAACCGUGGAGUUUCUCGUACGAUUCGGACGGGAACCUGGUGUCUCUAUCUCUUCGAGACACGGACGUGGAAAUGAAGAACGAGCAAGGGAGACUAGUUGCCUUCGGACAGGGACGAUACAAAUACGAUUCCAGGGGAUUCGUGGUGGAGAAUGCGGCCGGGGACGGGUUCGUCUACGACGGACGGGGUUGCCUCGUCCGGGCACUCAAACAGGGGCGAUUCCACGUGCACUACGAAUAUGAUCACUUCCUGAGACUCGUGAUGAGGAAAGAUAGUUACGGGAACGUGACGCAGUUUUUUUACGCCGAUCCGAGUCCCAGUCGUCGGAAUCGAGUCACGCACGUAUUCUCGACCCGAGAGAAUCGAGUGACCUCGUUGACCUACGAUCCGGAAGGCAAAGUCAUCAUGAUGGAGGAUGGAGUGAAGAGACUGUAUGUGGCAACAGAUGCGUGUGGCACUCCCGUGAAGAUGUGGAAUUCCCGUGGGGAAGUGGUGAGGGAAAUCAUCCGGGGUCCCUACGGGAAAAUCAUGUGGGAUUCCAAUCCCCAUCUCUACAUCCCAGUGGAUUUCUGCGGUGGAAUCCUGGAAACCCUGACAGAGUCCGUUCACAUGAGUCAGGGACGAGUCUAUGAUCCUGUCGUGGGGCAAUGGAUGACCCCCAAUUUCCGCGAUAUCCCUCGACGGAUCCCCCAUCCCAGGUUCCUUCACCUCUAUCGAUUCAACGGCAACGAUCCCGUCAACUAUGGAAGAGACACUGAUUUACCUCAUGAUCAUUUGUCUUGGAUGACUCGACUGGGCUACGAUGUCCCCCGAAUCAUCCCCCAACUUUCCCUCUCCCCCCCAACCCCAGAUCCUUCCCGAAUCCUAAUCAGCCAUCUACCCCCGCAUACAUUCCCAGCUUUGAAUUUCCUUCGCCUCCCCACCGUUGGAAUCACUUGGGGACUUCAAGCAAAAUUCCAAGAAAACUUGUUGAAGCCUGAAGACUUGCCAGCCUUUCCCCGCUCCGUUAUCUCUCCUUCUUCGAACCCUUCUCCCGUCUCCGAAUGGGAGUUGAGGGUGAGUCGCUCACCUUCACCCUUGGGUGAAGGGAUCACGUUAUCACGAGAAGGAUCACGGUGCAUAGUGAGGAGCGUGGGAGGAGCGAACGAGAUCUAUCGAGACGUCUUCACGUCGCUGCUCAAUCGAAGUCAUUUCUUGGACGUGCAUUUCGUGGAAGAAGGGGCAGAGGUGUUUUAUUUCGUGAAACGCGACCCGGGAGACAUAGAAGAAGACCGGAAGCAGUUGAGACGACUGAGUUCAGUGACGGUGAACGCGAGCGUCACGAAUCCCCGUGACUCUGGAUCCGCGGAGGGGAUCCGUGAACUGAGCGCGAAAUCUCGGGGAGUGGUGUUUAGAAUCCGAUACGGGGAGGACCCAGAUCACUUUCGGCACAAGAUCCUCAAGGGUCACAAGCGCCACCUGUCAAAGUCGAGCUGGGAGGAAGAGAAGCGGCUCUUGAGCCUUGGAAUCCCGGCCGGCUGGGGCUCUCCUGGGCCCGGAUGGACGGACGAGGACGUCCAGGAGAUCCUACGUCUCGGAUUCGCCUCCGACUACGACUUCGGGUACAGAUGGGGCCCCGUUCAGUACCCUCAGUUAGCUGAUGACUCCUUCAAUGUCCAAUUUCAACGGCGACGUGGACGGCGAGAGUGAAUCAGUCUCUCCUGUGAUGUGACUCAGACUCGCGAGACAGAAGAAAGAGUAUGACAGAGAUGAAGGAUGAUGUUAAUGACCGAUCUCCGUUCUGUGAUGAUGACCCCCACGAUCACGAUGACCCUGCUGCCCCAGACGGUCAUGCUAAAGUCAAGAAUAUCUGUGAUAAUAUCUUACAAUUAAAUAUUAUCUAGAGAAAGUGCUAAUGACGAUUGUCUUGAAAAAAAAAUUGUAUUCCUUUUUUUUAUUGAUUUGUGAUUCUCUCUCUAUAUAUAUUGGAGUUUUUGCCUUCCCCGGCUGACCUGGAACGAGUUCAAGCCAGGGUUUUCAUUCCUGCCCUUCAUUCAUUCAAUCUCUCGACUUUACCUCAUUCUCAACCUCAAUCCCCCCCCCCCCCCUUCCAUUGGACAGUGUCUUCUGCACAAGGUUGCAUGGAAUAAUAACGAAGUUUUCUACUUAUGAUCCAUCG